Messenger RNA from Ipomoea nil (Japanese morning glory), 858 nucleotides. RefSeq names its product agamous-like MADS-box protein AGL82. Gene Ontology annotation, molecular function: protein dimerization activity; RNA polymerase II cis-regulatory region sequence-specific DNA binding; DNA-binding transcription factor activity, RNA polymerase II-specific. Gene Ontology annotation, biological process: positive regulation of transcription by RNA polymerase II. The record is from RefSeq and is a predicted model, not a curated record. Bases 1 to 858 code for a protein of 285 amino acids. Lineage: Eukaryota; Viridiplantae; Streptophyta; Magnoliopsida; Solanales; Convolvulaceae. The transcript has a single exon.
AUGGGUCGAAGAAAAAAAGAAUUAAAACUUAUAAGCAAUAGAAAAAGGCGGUGUGUGACGUACCAGAAAAGGAAAAAGGGAUUAGAGAAGAAAGCUUAUGAGCUAUCGACGCUUUGCGACGUUAAGGUUUGUCUAAUAAUGUAUGGCCCUAAAGAAAAUACGGAGAAUCAAACCCCAGAGCCCAACAUAUGGCCGGAAAACCCAGAAUUUGUUUCUAGCAUGAUUGGAUCUUAUCAAGAUCAACUCGAAUCUAAUAAGAAAAUUCGAACCCAAGAUCUCUCAACGUUUUAUGAACGUGUGAAGAAGCGCGAUGAAAGGAAGAAUAAUGUUAACGCCGUUAAGUACCCGACAUGGAAUGAGCGUUUAAAUAGGAUGUCGGCUUGUGAGUUGAGUAACGUUAUUAGUGAGUUGGACGUUAAGAUUAAGGCUGCGGAGGAGAGGAUUGAUUUCUUGAAGGGAAAGAGAAUAACGGUUUCCCCGCAAACACCGGAUCUGCCGCCGCCGCCGCUGGUUUCUCGAGGACUGGUCGGAACAAGCAGUUUGCAGAUGGAAAGCAUUCAACAAACCUCGUACAACAUUAAUCCUGCUAUGAUAAAUCAUGAUGGACGUCAUCUGGUGGCGGCAGCGACUGACGUCAGGGUGACGAAGAAUCGGGUAAUGAUGACGAAAGUUGAGCCUAUGCCCAGCAGUUUGCUAUCUUGCGCCCAACCUGCCGCCGUGAUGAGGCCGUACUUGCAGAACCUGCCGGCGGCGACGCUGCCUUACGGUUGUAAUCUCCCGGCGGCCGUUAUUCCGUACGGUCAGUAUCAGUGGAUGCAUUACUCUGAUAAUGUGAUGAGAAGUGGAUACUAUCCCUAA